AUGCCUCUGAAAGAUUGUCUUGCAAAGAGAUUUGAGCCGCUUCUCCGGCGUCUCGAGGAUAGCCUUGAAUACUGCGGCAACUUACAAAAAGCUCAAAAACUUCGCCAGAAACAACAGCAAUGGCGCACCUAUCAACCUCAACUUCGGGAGCGCUUCGAGUCCUACUACUUAACCGAGCAUGUCCUCCGCUGCCUCAUACAGCGCGAGGCCUAUUUACAAAUUAGGCAUAACACUCUCUUCCAGCAGCUGAACGAGAGCCGGUCAGUAGCAGAUACAUUGGUGACAGAGAUGGAGAGUAUUCAAAAAGACCUCCAACAUUUCAAUCGGGGUAUUUGGAAUGCGGAACUAGAGAUACAGAAGAUACUCCGAAACUUUCCAGAUGGGCCCUUGAAGCGUGCUCUACUGAAUGUGCAGACUUGGGUGGAUGUUGUGGGCGAGGGUGUGGUUGUUGCACGAGACCUCGAGGCUCUAAACGUCCAGAUCAUCUUGGGCAUUGCACGGUGA
Aspergillus nomiae NRRL 13137 is the source of this 504-nucleotide messenger RNA. RefSeq lists its product as uncharacterized. The record is from RefSeq and is a predicted model, not a curated record. The coding region runs from base 1 to 504 and encodes 167 amino acids. Lineage: Eukaryota; Fungi; Ascomycota; Eurotiomycetes; Eurotiales; Aspergillaceae. The transcript has 2 exons.